AUGGCCUUUAUAGUUGAGUACUACAAAGUAUAUAGCAGUUACUACGGAGCAAGAAUUGAAAUCAUCUUCACACCUACCAUUCCCGAUUCCGCCAUGUCUAACGCUACCAACGCUCGCAAGGAAGUCAACGACGCUAUCAUCAACUCCGGCAGCAAUGCCAUCGGCCAGAUUGUCGAUACUGCCAAUUCGUCUAAGCGCAAGCGCGAGCAAAACAAGCUUGAGCGCGAGGCGCGCGAGAGGGCUGAAAGGGAGAAGGCCGAGAGAGCGAAGACGGGCGGCAAAUAA
Messenger RNA from Exophiala xenobiotica, 285 nucleotides. RefSeq lists its product as uncharacterized. The record is from RefSeq and is a predicted model, not a curated record. The coding region runs from base 1 to 285 and encodes 94 amino acids. The transcript is spliced from 2 exons. NCBI's taxonomy places the organism in Eukaryota, Fungi, Ascomycota, Eurotiomycetes, Chaetothyriales, Herpotrichiellaceae.